This is a messenger RNA of Tremella mesenterica DSM 1558, 1884 nucleotides long. RefSeq lists its product as uncharacterized. The record is from RefSeq and is a predicted model, not a curated record. Lineage: Eukaryota; Fungi; Basidiomycota; Tremellomycetes; Tremellales; Tremellaceae. Bases 1 to 1884 code for a protein of 627 amino acids. Gene Ontology annotation, biological process: cell division. The transcript is spliced from 6 exons. Gene Ontology annotation, cellular component: plasma membrane.
AUGGUAUCUUCACCUUCUCCCGCACCUUCUAUCACUUCGGACGAAGCGGAUGGAUAUCUUUUGUUGUCUAUCCCGAAUGUCACCGUGAAACAGGUUUAUCAAGGGGAGAGUAUGAUACUUGCUCGUGGAGAGAUGCGCCUGGAGUGCAUUUCUCUUCCAAUAACCAACGAACAAGGAAAACAAACUGCCAACCCUUUCUCUCCUUCCCCCUCUGAUCCCUCUGUACCAACACAUGAUCACUGGUUAGUUUUAAGAGUAUCGACAUUCGAAAUGCCACUCAUCCCUUCUUCUCCUAUCCUCCCUUCAUCUAAUGUAGAAGGAAUAGCGUACAUCCUAUCAUCACAACAUAUACCCGAUGCGGCUUUACAUUUAAUUUUCUCUUCACCACGGUCCAUUGCGGAAUAUGAAGAUUUGGAUUCUUUUGAGAUUCUACUACGACAAUAUGGAUCUUUGGGUGAGAAAGCCACAGCUUUGGAAGGUGUGCAAGUUGGACCAGCUGGAUCUACCUCCAAUAACCUUGGGAUCACAGGGACAGGGUCAGUGGGGUUGAAAACCCAAGGAAAGGAUGAAGAUAAUUCAGAAGGAUUGAGAAGAAGAACUGGGAAAGGGACACAAGGAGAAUUGAUGGAUCUUGAUAUGAGAGGAAAAGUAGUUUUAGUCAAUGAAGAAACCGGAGAGGUCGUAGGUGAAUUAGAUCAUAGAUUGGAUGUUCAGGAAGGUCAAGGAGUAGCAAGUGGUGGGAAAGAUAAACCUGUCAUGUUGGAUUUCGGUGAUGUUCUUGAUGAAUAUGCUCCGAAAGUGGUAGUACAGACUGUACCCCAGGAAGAGAUGGAUGAUUGGAUGUUACGUGGAGCGCAUAAUAUUAGCAAGGGGAUUUUGACUUUCGGAGCUUGGUCUUCUAGAAUGAUCAACAACUCCGCUGAAAACUUUAUAAAAAAUACAACACCUAGUAAAGAACCUGUCAAAUUUGGUCCUUCUACAAAAGCGGGAGUUCGGAUGGCUCAUAAUGCCAGUGUGAGGACUGUCAAGGUUACAAAGUCGACGGUGGGGAUGAUCAACAAUGUGAGCUUAGGUUACGAAAAAGGUUAUCAACCAAUGCAAGAAUUAUACCAAGAAUAUCGUAAUUCAUCUCCUUCAUUAGACAAACCUUCUUCUUCUACCAUAUCCAACAAUCCCAACAUUUCUACUCCUGUCAAAUCCAAUCCCUCCUCCAAACCUCCCACACCAAUACCUAUCCCAACCACAUCUUACGUUCCCAGACAAUCACCUCGUGGUACACCAUCAAUGCUAGCACCAAUACCCAAACUUCCACCUCGUUCUCGUAGUCCAUUAAACAAUCCCCGAACCGCUCCUUUGAUCCAAAUUUCAACACCGGAUCAUAUCGGUCAAAAAGUCAGUAUACCAAGUACGACCGAGUCUUUAUUAGCACAAGAGAAAACGGCUUCUUCGACGACUAAAACCCCUUCUUCUGCCCCUGCUAUUUUGUCCAACGGUGAUGGAGCUGGGGAAGGGAGUCAUAAAAGACCUUUUUUGAAUAAAUUGUUAUUAGCUGGAGAAGUGGUUUUGACAAGUUUAGAAGCUACUGCACAUGAGUUGAUAGAUGUUGGUACUGCUGCCGCGUCUUCUGCUGCUGGACAUAAAUUCGGUCCUGAGGCAGGUAAAGCGACAGCUUUAGUAGGAGGUAGUGUACGUAAUGUCGCCGUGGUAUAUAUAGACGUAAGAGGAGUAGGUAGACGUGCUUUAUUAAAAUCAACAGCUAAAGGAUUCGUCAAAGCUAGAUUGAAGAAUGGUGAAACUGUUCAACUUCAAGGUGUAGGACAAGUUGGUAGAGGUGAACAAGGGGUUGUGGUAGGUAUGCAAGAGGUACAACGAAAAGUUGAUUAA